Molecule: messenger RNA, 435 nt
Organism: Gongylonema pulchrum
Lineage: Eukaryota; Metazoa; Nematoda; Chromadorea; Rhabditida; Gongylonematidae
Source: the annotation of a GenBank genome assembly
AUGGACCUUAAUUAUUUGCAAAUUCAGAUUCGUCAAGCUCGUCAUGUGCUUUGUGAGCCUGGACAGAAGUACUGCUACGAUGGCAUCAGUUCUCAUGGAAAGUGUGAGUGCCAAAGCAGCUUAUGCAUCUGCGUAAGUGCCACUUCUCCAUCUGCUUCAUCGAGCGCACCACAAAUCCCGGGACAGCAAUUUCCGAUACAACAGCCAAGUCAGUGGGCACAGGUACCAGGGCAACAGACAUUUGGACAGUGGACACUAGGACCAGGACAACAGGUACAGGGGCCAGGACAGCAGAUACAAGGGCCAGGGCAAUGGGUGCAAGGACCAGGACAAUGGGUGCAAGGACCAGGACAGUGGGUGCAAGGGCCAGGGCAACAAAUACCAGGACCAGGGCAGUGGAUACAAGGGUACCAGUGUAGUCUUACACUUUCGUAG